AUGAUUCAAAAACAACACGCCAACCUGGACACGUCAACCUCCCAGCCUUUCCAGCCUUCAGCAGACCCUACUCAGCGCUGGGGGUCAUGGAUGAACCAUAAAUACUACACGCUGACUGUGGCCCAGCAGCCCCUUCGAGCCCGGAUGUGCGGAUUCGGUGACAAAGACCGCAGGCCUCUCGCGCCUGCCGCGGUAGCCAAGAUGAUUGUACAUAGGGAAGACAACACCCUGAUUGAACCCGAUGACCUCGACUGCUCAUUUUUCCUAGUGACCGUCGACCUCUGGUCAGCGGACGGUAAGCGAGAAAUGAAUCUCGUCCUUCACCCGUCGUCCUCCAACGAGCGAUACAUGCCAGCAAGCGCUGGCAAGCCUCGCAAACGCAGUAGCAACGCGUCCGAUACCUCCCGGGGACAUCCGAGUCCUUCUUCCCCUUCCUCAGCAUCGGCUUCGUCCCAUCAACAGACCAGUGUGGAACAGCAGACCAGCACACGUUCAGCUUCUUACCCUCAGCCGCCUUAUGGCAGUCCGACCUAUACUUAUGCUCAGCAAGGACAACCGGUUCCCGAACAGAUGACCAUCGCACCGUACAACGCCCCGGUAAACUCUUCCACCGGCUGGAGUGCGUCCCGGUCAACAGCCGCAGGGUCACCUCCGGGAGAAGGUUGGCAAGCUGGGCCAGCCAGUACCUACCGAACCUGGCCCGGCGCAUCGUCCCAGUACCAAGGUGCAGUCGGCGGCCAAGAAGGUGCUGCCUUUGGGGGGCCGGAGAUAGACCCAAGACAUCACCAUGGCUCGGCGUCCUCACAGCCCGAUGCACGUGAACCAGCACCGGGAGCUUGGCCACACACGCAGCAACAAUCCACACCAGAGCAAGCGCACCCACAGAGCAGGUAUCCCGAUCAAUACGCGUCCUCCCCCACUAUGGGCUACGAAAGCCAGGCUGAGUACGGUCCGUCGUCGGCAUACGCUCAGCCAUCAUACUACCAGGGCAAUUAUCCACCUCAAAGCCCCACGCCGCCUCCUGCUAAUAUCUCGCCAUCAGCCAGGCAUACGUAUACGCGCACCCUCGUUGGCCCACUAUCUGCCAACGCCUGUCGUUUGGUAGACGACCAACACAAGCCGGGCAUUUUCUUUCUCUUCCAGGAUCUGUCGGUACCUUCCGGCUGCGCCUACGCCUCAUGA
Molecule: messenger RNA, 1182 nt
Organism: Coniophora puteana RWD-64-598 SS2
Lineage: Eukaryota; Fungi; Basidiomycota; Agaricomycetes; Boletales; Coniophoraceae
Exons: 7
Coding region: 1-1182 (393 amino acids)
Source: RefSeq, a predicted model, not a curated record